GCAGCGGGGCAGCGGGGCGGGGGCACCCUCACCUGUCCGUGUGUGGGGAUCAGCCUGGGCUCCGUGGCCUCCGCUUGCACCGGACGUGGACCCAGGCUACCGGUGGGCAAGAUAGAGGACUGAGCCCAGGCACGCACGGCUGGCCAGGUGGGAUCCCCACCCCCGUUCAGCCUUCUUUCUGCAUGGAUGCUGAAGGACCAGGCUCACUUGAAGUUCUGAGUUUGAGCAGUAAGGUGGAAACAAAGAAACCAAUGGAAACAAAGAAACAAGUCAUUGUGGCAAAGCUCCCCACCACAGAGAAGCUGCCCUGAGUGGAAGGGAGGGUGUGGGCAUGCCCAUUUGUUUCGUGUCUCCCAGUGCUCUUCGCUUUCUUAUUGCAGACCUGCAUGGUUACAACAAAAUGAUCUGCAAAACUGAAAAUAUUUACUCUCUGGCUUUUACAGAAAAGGCUGACCAGCCUCUGGUUCCCGUACCGGUCAACUGAUUGGAGUACCUUUCCAGUUUGGAAACAUCUGGGCAGGCCCAGCUGGUAAGUUUACUUUUCUACUUUGACCAAGCAAACUGAAGCCAACAGAAGAGAACUUUCACCAGCAACUCCCAGCACAUCCGCUCGCCUUCUGAUGUCUGUGACCUCACUCUCGCUGCCCCACCUCUUAUUACAGGUGACAUCGAAAGCCAGAUCAUCCAAAAGUCACCAGGGGGCCCAUCCAUACAAUCUUCUCCGGGCUGUCACUCCCACAUCCAUCCUCUCUGUCACUACCUCAUCUAUUUUGUUCUCCUGCUAGUUGGCUCCUAUCAGUAUAUAAAAGUCCAUCCUCUUAAAAGAAACAAACAGCACUCCUUGACUCUAAUUGGCCCCCACCAAUUGCCACCCCAUGUCUUUGCAGCAAAUCUUUAAUGAGUCGUUUAAACUCACUGUCUGCAUAUUCUCUUGAGCCAUUCCCUUUGGCACCCACUCUGGCUUUCCCCCUGAUCCCUCGCUCUAUGGAAACUGCUCUGUCAAGGCCAUCAGUGACCCCACGUUGCUAAAUAUAGUGGUCAGUUUUUAGUCUUCAUCAUGCGUGGCCCUUUGGCAGCAUUUGACCCAGCUCUUCCAUUUCUCCUCCCCCGUGUUCCUGCUUCACUUGGCCUCCAGCCCAUCGCUCUGCUUUCGAUCCACUGGCUGGUCUUUUGCCAACGUCUCCUCUUUUUUCCAAAUAUUUACUGCGAAUGUGCCUCGGAGUUGGGUCCUGGGUCUCUCCUCUAUCUCACUGCUAUACUUUUGGUGGAAGCAACCAGACUUGGAAAUUGACAUGCCAUCAAUUUCUCGAUUUGUCCAAAACUCCCUGAUUGGCCUUUUCCAUUUGGAACUCUCUCCCUGAUACUCAUAUUCUUUUUCUUUCAUUCAUCUUGCUUUCACAUUCAUACAUAUGUUCUACUGUGUAAAUUACUUUUCCAAAUUUUGAAUCAGUCCAUACAUAUCAUGUGAAAUGCUCAGAUCUCUAUUAUUUCCACUAAGAUGCUUAUUCAACCUUAGAACCUUUCUGCAUUUCUGUAUUUAUGUCAAUAAAGUGAAUAGUAUUUCUACAAGCCUCAUAGUUAAACAGUGUGUUUGUUUGGGGCUACUAUGUAACAUGAAAUAAUGAUACAUCAACAUAGUCCUUUUUCAUUUAAUUUUAUGUAACACCAAGAUGAGGUUUUUGCACUGAAGACUGUUUCAUUGAAAUUUUACCUACGUUAUGGACAGUCAGUUUAUGUGAAAGCCCUCAUUUCUCCCCUUUUCUGAUAUAUUUUCCAUUUGGCUAUUAUAACAUAUACCUUGGCAUGAAAUAAAAUUCCAAAUCCAUUCACAUAAUAAAAUUAAUACAUUUAAAUUAUAUUUUUUAAUGUUAAAAAGAAAGAAAAAAAACCCCAGACUCCUCUACCUAUUAGGCAUUUCUGUGGCAAUAUCUAAUAGACUCCUUAAUCAUGACAUUGAAGAACUGAGCUGAUUCCAGCCCCUUUCCACCUGCUCAGCCCCAUCUUGUCCCAUCCCCUGUGGAUGGAGAGGACAUCCAUCCCAUUUUCCAGGUCCAGAUGUUGGAACCAUGUUCUCUCUCUCUCUUUCUCUUACACACACACAGACAGCAAAUCCAGCUUGUUAGAAAAUUCUGGCUACUCUGAAAUCAUUAACCACAUACUCCCUGUUCCCCACCCUCCUAGGAGCCACCUUCAACCCCUUGUUGGACACCAAUUAGCCUACUUCUUCCAUCUUUGCUUUUCUACAAUCUCAUCCACACAGAGUCAGAGGGAGCCUUUAAAAGCAUACAUUGAGGGGGUGGGUGUAGCUCAGUGAUACAGUGCAUGCUUAGCAUGCAUGAGAUCCUGGGUUCAAACUACAGCACCUUCACUAAAAUAAAUAAAUUAACCUCCUCCCAAGAAAACUCAAAACAAAAGCAUAAAUUGGACAUCACCCAUCCCAUCAAAACUCACUAAAAGGGUCACCAUUCCAUUAGGAGCCAAAGUCGUCCCAAAGUCUUCGAGGACCCGGCCUGCUCUGCCUCUCCGCCCACACUCUCCCCAUCACUCUGGGGGCCUCUGGCUCCGGCUCUUCCUUCUUCCUCCGGAUCUAUUCUGCUUCAAGUUCAUUACUCCUUGAGAUCUGCCAGGAUUGCCUUAUUCCCUCCUGCCUGCCUCCCACCCCACCACCAUCACCUGAGUUUGCUCAUAUCACUCUUAUUUUUCCCCAAGCUCUUGCUACCCCCAUCAUGUUGCCUGUUUUCUCUGCUAAAACUCUGAGCCCCCAGUGAUGGGGAGUCGUGUCUAUUUUGUUGACUAAUAAAGCCCAAGAGCCUUGGGAAUGGGUAUAGUUACUAGAUUCCCAUAAGUAGUAGGAGCUUAUACAGAUUUGCUGAAUGAAAGCAGAGGUCCUGGUCCAAUUCGAUGGAGCACUUCUGUGUCCUGCUCAAAGAUUAACUCUCCUUUCCUCCUGAGAGAGGGUGACCACUUCCUUGGUGAUCAAAGAUUGAACAGGAUCCAGGGGGAAGUACCAAGCCUGUCCCAUCGGCCAUCCUGUGUGUCAUGUCCUGUGACCCAGUGGAUGCUCAGCACCCUCCAGCUGAAGAAACAGAUUGCCUUAGGUACAUGAAAGGUGAGGACACCUACUAUCCCCAUGGAGCGCAGGUGGGGCUGAGAGUCUGCUGUUUGUACAGCCGGUGGGCUCGUGUUGCUUUGGGCAUCCCUGUGCCUGAAUUCCUGCAGUACACUCGGUGCCUGUUUCCUAAUCUGCAAAACUGGAAUGAUGUUAACCAUCCCGCAGUGCAUUCCAUGGUGCAUCCUCGCCUAGAAUUGAGUGGAAGCAAGUCCAUCUCAGAAGGGACAUACCUGAAGAGAAAUGGCUUUCCAGACUCUGAAGGGCAGAGAAAGCACCAGCCUGGGUUAGAGAAAGAGAACAGCAUCUCUGAGCCCGUCCUGGGUGACCUCACAGAGAUCACCCUAGUGGCCCAGGCUAGUGACCGGGAACAUGUACCUUCCUGCAGCCAACCCCAGACGUCCACUGAUGCAUCAUAUACUGGCAAAGAUCCUGGCCUGGGGGGGUGUUGGCCGCCGGAGAUUCGCCAGAUGUUGGACUCCAGCUUAACCACCGGAAGUGGGCAGGAUGUGCUGAGGGGGCGGAGGCAGCCGCCAAGGCAGCGACGGAGGGGGCUGUCCCUGGCCAGCCGGUCAAUUUGUUCCCAUCUCAACAUUUGCUGUCCCAGUUUCGCAGGACGCCCUUCUCCAGUUUAUCCUUCUCCUGGGAGGUGACAUUUUAGGUUAUUGGGUCCCAGAUUGCUGGCACACUCAUCCCUGUUCUCAAACAUCUUUUAAACUUGGGUGAAGUGAUAAGUUGGGGAAGAAGAUGAUUUACUGAAAGUCUCCCGAGAAGAGAUUCAGAUUGAACAGCUUUGUGUCGGACUUUGGAAGACCGCUGGUGCCCAAGGGGUUCUCUGGCAGCACAAUGACGAAUCUAGGUCCCUCUUUCACUGCUACGUCAAUGAAGUGGACCGCAUGGACAAGGCCAAAGCUGGUAUCCCAACCAUAGCCCUUGACAGUGAUGUUCGGCUCCAGGAAGCCAUCAGAUGCAGCAGGUGGCCAGAGAAGGAGCCUAACGGGCUCAUGAAAUGUGACACCCCCAGCUUCAUCAACACGGACCAGAACUCUUCCUUUGGGGAAGAUGAUCUCCUGAUUUUGGAACCACCGAUUGUUCUAGAAAAUAAGCCAGUUGCCCAGACCUCACACAAAGACUUGAAUUGGAAAUGUGCUUUGUCAAGUGUUUCUCUGAAGAUGUGAAGUCUGUCUUUGUAUGGCAGGAAGUCCCCUUUCACAAAAUUGUAUGUGUUUGUGUCUGAGAGAGAGAAAUGGAGACAGACAGAAAGACGGAGACAGAAGAGAGCCCCCUCAGAAGAGAGCUAGUUAAGCACCCCAGACUGACGAAGACAGUGGAGAAUGCCUCUGAGUUUGGCACUGAUUGCCUGGAGAAUGCUGAAACCCAGGGAAGUGGGCAGCACAGACGUUUACUCAUUUAAUCCUGCCAACACAGUAGGAGAUAGAGUCUACAUAUUCCUCGCUACUUAAAAGAACACAGAGAGGAUCGCUGGCCCUCCUGCGCAUGCGCAGUCUGUGCCAGCUGGACCGAGGGUUGGAAGCUGCAACUCCGAGCCGGGGAUCGGCCCCAAAGGCUUCUCAGCUCUUUCGCCCGGUAGGACUUUGGCUCCUGCCCUGGCGCCCCGGCCACAGCUGUCCAGGGCCAAGUGUGCACUUGCCGCCUCUCGCCCCAGCCGGGCUCCCCUCAGUCCGCGGCUGGCGUCCCCUUCCCCUCUCCCGCCCGCGAGUCCUCUCCUCCCGGGCUGCCUCUCCUCGGCCGCCGGCCCGUCCCCGCCCCUGGGCUGGCUGUGUCCCGGGCGGGCGGGUUCUGCGGACCCGGACGGGGGCGGGCGGCUGGGGCUGGGGCUGGGGCUGGCCUCCGAGCGGGGCUACAGCCCGCGUCCCCCCCCCCCCCCCGCUUUCCCUGACCCGCGACCCCGGGGCUGCCCUCCUCUCCCUUUCCCGCUACCUGGGGACCAGCUCAGUGGUGUGGGCGCUGCUCCCCGGGCUGAGAGCCUCCGGCUGUGAACCCCAGCUUCUCCUGUUGGAGUCGGGAAAAGGGAGCGUCAGUGCUGAGCGAGCUUCCGUCUCCUCCCUCAGUGUUUCUGCCCCAGCAGCAGCUAGUCAGUUUCUGCAGAGGAGACCGCAGGGAUUGUGAUCGAGACCACGUUGAAUAUACGGAUCGUUCUGGGGAGCACUGCCAUUCCAAAAGCGCUGUCUUCUGAUCCAGCAAUGUGCGUGGUUUGUCCAGGUGCCCUCACCUCCAGUAGCAUCCAUCCAGACACCGGAACUGACACUGGCCGUGCUCCGAACUGCCUCAGCCCUGAAGACACAACUGACAAAUAGAAGGGGACCACGCCCUGUUACAGCAGGUGCUCUCACUUUGUGGAUCCUUAUGUAACUGAGCGGUGUUAAUCAGGAUUGCCCGUUCUACAUUGUGUGGCGCUGCUGCGGUGUCUCCUAGUUACUUGUUUCUCUCGCUUUAUUCACUCAGGGGUAUAUCAUGGACGUCCUCCCACUCCAGACUCACCCGGCCCUUUCAGAUAGAUUGGAGGGGUCUCCUGAUGUGCGGGUGUCGUCUCUUGUCCACGGAAACAUUUGGUGGGAGACUGCUGUGGACAAGGCCCUGGACCACGGCGAAACGCCGGCUCCCUCAGCGCCCGCAGCUCGCCUUGAUUUACCGCAUCAUUGUCUUGAUGGUGGACAGUUAAGUUUUCUCCAUUUUCCACUGUCAGAAAGAAUGUUUGAGUUGCAUCCUUCUUGUACAGAACUUCCUGUGAUCUUGUAUGUGUAUUCCUUUAGUUAAGGCUUCUGGAAAUUUAGUCCCUGGAUGUGACAUUUACAUUCAUCACAGACUCCUUUCAAGUGACUAGAAAUUCCUUCUCCAUUGGGGAAUGAAAAAAUGCACAAUUACUUAUGUAACCAAUUCUCUAUCGCUGGAUAUGAUUUCACUUCAGUUUUUCUUCCCACCUUUGUAAACAGUGCUGUGUAAAUGCCCUGAUGGGUACAUCUUUUUGGACUGAUUUUUUUUUCCUAAAGGAAACGAUUCCUAGAAGUGGAGUUGAGUCAGUGUGUAUGUACGUUUUUCAGAGCUUACAAAUCCAUUGAUAUGUCAUCCUCUGAAAAAGUCGCUCAUGAUUUGUUCUCCCACAGAUGGACACUAGCUAGAUUAUCUUAAAAAUAUUUGCCAAUAUGAUAAGCAAAAGUGCUUUUUCAUUGUUUUUUUUGCAUUUGAUGACCAGUGAAGUUUUGAGCAUUUUUCACUCAUUAGUCAUUUGACUUUUUUAAAAUGAAUGAUUCCUUUUGUCCUUUGCCCACAUUUAAGUGAGGGAGCUUCUUGUUGCUUUGUGACAGCUUUUUGUAUGUUAUGAAAAUUAACUUCGUGAAUUCAUCAACAUGUAUCACAGAGCUUUUUCUUGUCAUUUCUUUCCUUUCAUUUUGUUCAGGAAGUUUUCUGAUUUUUGUUGUGGCUCAAACUAUUCUUAGGAUAGUAAAUGUCUUCCUUAUGGGUUUUAUCUUUGACAUUAUUCUUAGAAAUACUCCCUUAUAAUGGAAUAAAUCUCUUCUGUAGGUAUUUUUUAAUCUCUAAGAUGGAGAUUAUAAUAGUACAUGUUAUAGUGAGGAGAAGUUGAGUUAAUAAGAGCAAAGAGUUGUAUUUGCUGUUACUAGUACUUUUUAAUAUUUACAUCGCUAUCUGCAAUUUAUCUUGUGGUCAUUAUGACAGGAGUAGAAUUUAUUCUUUCCAGGUGAUUCUCUGUCCCAGGACAAUUAUCGAAUUCAUAAUUUUCUCUUUGAUUUGAAAUCCCACCUGUACAAAAUACUUACAUACACUAGAGUCUUUUUUGAGCUCAUGGUUCCCUUCUGUCAAUCUCCUUUCCUUACUCCAGCACCAUAUCUUACAUGUUGUAAAAAUUUAUUUAAUAACUGGCAGUCUGAUUUUUUUUGAUUCUUUUCUUCCAUCCCAAAUUUUCUUGUCAAGUAUUAUGACUUUAUUAUUCCUGAAGAAUUCCAAAAUAUUUUGUUCAAGUUAAAAAAAAUCAGAUUGGAAUUUUCAUGGGAUUUUUUAGUAAGUUUUGAAUUAUUCUUAGGAGAACUUACAUCUUUACAAAACUGCUUUUCUCCAUGCAAUAUGUUUAUGUCUCUACAUUCAUACCUCUUACUUUAACCCUCAGUACAGUCCUGAAGUUUCUCCAUUUAGAAUAUGGGCAUUAUUUUUGAAUUUAUUCCAGAUUAUUGUUUAUGUUUUUGUUAAUUUUGUAAGUGAGAAUUUUUUGCUAUUAUAUUUUUAAAUGUUUAAAACUGACAUUUAGAAAGGAAGAUUUGGUUUGUCAAUACUCACUUUGUAACUUGUCAUUUAAAAUUGUAAGUAUUAAGUACUUGUUCCAGAAUCCUUUCUUUUCUGUUUUUUAAAAUUUGUUUCCAAGAUUCUCAAAAUGUUCAUAGCUAAGUAGUAUAGGUGGGGACACAGAUGGAGAGAGGAAGUGUGGCUCACGAACAAACUGUGAGCAAUUUCAUGGCUGCCUUUAGGCUGGAGAAGCCACAGAAGAGCCCAGGUCAGACCAAGGGUGGCUUUGUAUGCACUUGAAAGCCAGCUUUCCUGCCUGUAUGGUGAAGCCUGGUGGGCGUGGCAGGUAGAUGAUCAAGGUCUGAUCAAGGUCAUUGGCUGCACAGAGCACUGUGUCUGUGAGAACUGGAGACCAUUACCAUGGGAAAUGCUUGGCGCCAGGAACACUGCAGGGGAGCUGGGGAGCCUGUGUGUUAAGGAUUUUCCAGCCCUGGGAGUGGGAAGAUGAGACUCUGCAUUCAGAUCUGAGUUUGAAUUCAUCCUCUCUUGUUUACUGGUCCUCUGACUUUUGUCAAGUUAUCUACCCGCUUUGAACUCCUGUUUUCUUGUCUCUCAAAACAGGAGAAUUACAGCCUGCUGCUAGAGUGUUUGAUCAGGGUAAAUGAUUUGUGUCUAUAAGAUGCCACGUACAGUCACAAUCUCAGUGAGAAAUGGGCUGUCGCCUCUUCUUCUGCAACUCAGUGCUCGAUAAGACAUCGGGGGAAAGCCAGACCCUAAUUUGUAUGUGAUGCAAUGAGGAACAAAAUUAACGUCUUGCCUUUCCCUAGCAGGAUUCUUAUUUCUUUGCUUCAUUUACCUCUUUCCUCCUUUACUCUCCCCUUUCACCUCCUCCACCAAAAGAGACUGAGUCUGUCUCAGAACACUACAUUCAAAUUACUUUAAAUGUUGGCUCAUCCCCAUGAAAUUACAGUGAAAUUAAAAAUAAUCUGUACACGUCCCAGACAUGAUUAUAUUUGAUUUACACACACACACACACACACACACACAAUCAGGCUACCUCCCAUUUGCUGAGGGAGAAGGACCACUUUUUCUGAGUUUUCAUUCACUGAGCGUGAGAGCAAAGUCUCUUAAGCAGAAAUUCGCCUGGCUUCUUGCAUGGUUUUUUAAAUUGGAUUUCUGCUUUGUGUCCACAGAAAUAGACUCCUAUUAGAAGAGGGGAAGUGGAGACAUAGAUAUUCUGCUGAGAUAUUGGUGUCAUCAUAUUUGAGUUGGAAAGGACUUACGACAGCAUAGAGUCGUACCUUUUUAUGGGUGAGAAUCCAUGAUAGUGUAACUUGGACAAGAACCCGGGUCUUCUGUCUUCAUGUCCACGCGGAUGAAGAGGCAACUGGGUGGGGGAUGGCAGGGAUCCUUACUUGAGUUCCGGGGUCUUGCUAGUUUCCAUUGUUCAGCUGCCUUUAGUUUAUGUCCAUGUGGCCUCUCAUGGGAAGGUCACUCUAUCCUGAUAGAUUGAGUUUCUAAUCAGCAAAAAGGUCUGGACCCACUCAUGUUUCCCAGAGAUUUUCUGCUGACCUGCUGACAGUUUAUAUACAUGAGAUCUUAGAAACUGCUGGAUAUAAAAUCCUUAUUGUUAUCAUUUGCCCUCGAGUUCCACAGGAAUGGGGUGCUGUCUCAGGCUGUCUAAGGCCAGCUCUGAACAAAGAUAGGGUGAUAGGCUGUGCAGCUGGACACUCCCCAGUCGAAUGGGAUUUCCACCUUAGUUUUUAGAAUCAGGCAGAUGAGUUCAAAUCUUACCUUUACCAGUUAUUAGCUUUGUGACCUUGAGGAAGAAACUUUACUUUUUUGGGGACAAAUUUUCUUUAUCCGUAAAUAAGUUCAGUAUUUAUUUUAGGGUUUUUGUUUUAGAAUUGAAUGAGCUAAUUCCCUCAUUUAUUCCUAAAAUACUGAUCACAUGGUUCUAUGCUGGUGACCUAGUGGUUGAUUACUAAGGGACUCAGUAGUGAGAAUGUGGGUGAGGCUCCCUGGAUAAUAGAGCUUAUAUUCCAUGAUAUGCUUGUAAAAGACUGGAUUGCAGUGGAUUUUUAGUAAAUGUCCAUUCUUUUCCUAAUCCCCAUUGAUUGUGUAUAUAUCUUUAUACUAAUAUAUGAACAAUUUUUUAUUGCAAUAUAAGUCUUUUUGUAGUAUUUAAAGUAUGUAGCUAUAACAAAAAUACGUGAAAUAAAAUGAUUUGACUUUUAUUUUCUUUUCAAUAAACAAAACAAAAUAAAAUAGAAAAGAAAAGAGAAAGUUUUGAAGGAGUAGAAAUAAUUUUAUUUCCGUGUAAUCGACUCCCUAUGUUAGGUUUUUCGGUUGUGUUCUUAAACAGCAUAUAAAAUUGACAGGUUUUGACUUCAGUGUUGAUAGCUGGGUGAGUAUAGUUUCUUUUUGUGGUUGUCUUUGAUGAAUUAUUUGCACUAGAUCAUAAAUAAUGUGCAUGUUACAUAUUGGAAACGAGGAAAGAGUGGAGACAUACUACCUCCAAUGCAGUCAUUUUGUUACCGAGUCCAAACUCAUUCUGCUCACCAAAUGACAGGCCAAUAAACUGGGAGAUGAGGUGUUGGAGCAAGGAAUAGUGACUUUAUUUGCAAAGCUGGCAGACCCAGAAGAUGGCAGACUGAUGUCCUGAAGAACCAUCUUCCCCAAGUCAGAAUUGAGUCUCCUUUUAUACUAAAAAGGGGUGGGGCUGCAGUUGGUUGUUGGAAACUUCUUGUUGUAUGAAUUGCUUGUCCUUUGAAUCCGCUGUUCUUGCAGCUGUCCAUGUGGUUCAAAUCAUUUUGCCAUUGUAAUACCUCCAAAAGUAAAACAAAGUUAUUCUCUAUUUUGCAACUUGCCAUCUCUACAUAAGUGCAGAUUAGUUAGCAUCCUUCAAGAUCACGGCCAGGAGAAGAGGCUGUCCUGGAUAUUUCAGUCUAAAGGCAACUUUCUUUUACAAAUGGUGCAGAGAUAGCAAGUCUGAUUUAGCAAGAAAACAGGGCACAGGUUUAAAGCCAAAGGAACAGACCUAACAUGGGGUCAAAAUUGUUCUUUUCUAUUACAAUUCCCUUUUCCUCUUCAUAGAUAAUUUUAGUAAGAAACACGAGCAAUUUUGUAUUUUUGCUUCUUAAUAACCGAUAAGUGGGCCAACUAUAUUUUUGUGAGCAGGGAUGCUGUGCGGGCAUAGGGGUCACAGCAAACUCUUGUUGGGGGUGGCCGACCCUGGAACAUGUCUGAUGCCCCGUGAGUGUUGGUGAGGGUCCCCUAGCCAGCGGCUCUCUUCAGGAGGCAGCAUAUGGGCAUUGAUAUCUGGAGACCUCAUUUUCGGCUGCAGGAAAUUUUUUAGAUACUGCGAUUGAAAAAUCACUCCAGCUGGGGAUAAUUAGGGAAAAAAGGAAAAGUAAAAGGGUUUGGAGUAGAGUAGAAGAGAAGGACAUCAGAUCACGGAGCCUGAGUGCUUGGCAGCGGGGCUUCGGGGGAGAGGGGAGCAGACGUGGGGAGGGGCCUGGCACCGGAACCAGCUCCUGCACCUGUCAACAUGCCCAAGCCACAUAGCUUUUAAUUGGGCCACCUCUCUGGGCUGGAUGUCACCCUGUGCAGAACCUUGAGAAUCGAAGGUAAGGGGUGGGCAGCACUCACCUAGGGGUCACUGUAGAUUUCGGUCAAGUCCACAGUGCCU
Messenger RNA from Camelus dromedarius (Arabian camel), 11057 nucleotides. RefSeq lists its product as uncharacterized. Bases 3040 to 3762 code for a protein of 240 amino acids. The transcript has 17 exons. The record is from RefSeq and is a predicted model, not a curated record. Lineage: Eukaryota; Metazoa; Chordata; Mammalia; Artiodactyla; Camelidae.